UCGUCCGUUACUCGUUUGUUACGGUGUUAAAGUGUUAUACAAUUUGUAUUCUUAUUCUUGUAUUUGUUAAAAUGAAAAGAAGCUAUCAAAGUGGGGCAAAGAAAAGGCAAGACAAGAAGAAAAGAGAAGAGGAUGCUUCAAAGUGUUCUUCCACCCUAUCUGCUUGGUUAUGUCCUACUACUAGUACUACUACAACUAAAAGUACUAAUGUCACAUCUACAUCUAGUACUGAAACUAGACCAAUAAUUGCCUCAGUCCCAGGAAAUGAGAUUGAAGAGGAAGUUACAGCUCAAGAUAACGCUGAAGAAAGUAUUGAUGAAGAAGUAACAUGCCUAGGGCUAGGGCAUCAACAAGAAAAAUUGUGCCAAACCUCCAACAAGUCCUACGUCAAGCAGUGA
Messenger RNA from Homalodisca vitripennis (glassy-winged sharpshooter), 398 nucleotides. RefSeq lists its product as uncharacterized. The transcript is spliced from 2 exons. Bases 72 to 398 code for a protein of 108 amino acids. NCBI's taxonomy places the organism in Eukaryota, Metazoa, Arthropoda, Insecta, Hemiptera, Cicadellidae. The record is from RefSeq and is a predicted model, not a curated record.